UAACAUGCCUACAAAUUGAUAUUAGAUAUCGGUUCACCAAAUCUAGGGAUUUCUCGUUAGGUUAUUAUAUAAGGCGGCUGGGAUCGGAACGGGUUGAGAUAGAUUUGUCGAUGGCGCAAAAGAUGCCUGAUUGGUCGGAAGUUCCACUUGAUCUGUUGGUUUCGAUAGGUAGAUGUUUGAAUCUGAUUGAAGACUACCUGAAUUUUGGAUGUGUCUGCAAAUCCUGGCACUCUGUGGCCACCAAGAACAAUUUUAAUAAUGACUUGUCUAGAGCUCCUUGGUUGAUGCUAGCGGAGGAAGAGGAUAAUGAGGUUCGGAAAUUCUUCAGCCUCUAUAAUGGCAUGAUUUUGAACAAGAGGAUCCCCAAAGCUAGCAGAAAACGAUGUUUGGAGUCUAUGGGUUGGCAUAUCACAGUAGGAGAAGAGGGUGAAAUUAGUCUGCUACAUCCCUUCUCUGGUGUUCACAUUGAAUUACCCCAUCAAAAUACAACAGUAGAUUACCACAAUCAUCAGAUUGACCCACUGACUUGCUUUAUUGGUAAGGCAGUUUUGUCAGCUAGUCCUUCUCACACAUCCGACUACCUUCUCAUGGUCAUUGACGGAAACCAGAGGUUCCUCAGUUUCUGGAGACCUGGAGAUAUUAGAUGGACUAGAGUUAAAUGUGAAGGAAUCAAGUACUGUUCUUUUACUGAUAUGAUAUUUUUUAAUGACCAAAUUUAUUCCGUGGAUUAUUCAGGCUGUCUAUUAGUUUGUGAUGUUGCUGAUGUUGUUGGCCCUGAACUCACUAAAUGUCAUAUCCUAGCUCAGAUACCAACGGAACCUCAAGAUAUGCCAGAGCACUUAUACAUCCUAGAAUCACUAGGAUCAUUAUUUGUAAUUGCGCGAUAUGGUGUUCAACUUAGGUUAGUCCAAGAUGAUUGCGACAGGGUUCCAUUAACGAUCAUCCCAAUCAUACGAAUCAUCCAAGAAGAAGAAGAAAUAAGAGAAGAUAUGGUUUGUGAGGAUAUAACUUAUGGGACAACAAAUUUUCGAGUUUUCCAGGUUGAUUUAGCUGCUGUCAAAAUGACAGAAACCAGGGAAUUAGGGGACGCAGCUUUUUUUGUAGGUGCUAAUGCUUCUCUUUCGGUCCAAGCUUCUCGAUGUCCAGGAAUCAAGCCCAAUCAUAUUUAUUUUACAGAAGAUUUUUAUGAAACAUACCUCUCCUAUGAAGAAGGAGGAGGCUUGGACAUGGGGGUGUUCAACUUAGCAGAUGGCAGCAUCCAGCCGCACUACAACGGUGUUUCCCUUAGUCGUUUUUGUCCUCCAACUUGGGUAACACCAACUCCGUAUUGAGUCAUACAUACUCAUCCUUUAUUUAUUCUGUUUGUUAGGUUACUUUUUAAGCUUUUAAUUUAAAUAAAUACUGUCAUUUACUUUCAAAACUGGUUGAUGUACCUUUCUUAUU
This is a messenger RNA of Solanum stenotomum, 1443 nucleotides long. RefSeq names its product probable F-box protein At1g65740. The transcript has a single exon. The coding region runs from base 111 to 1331 and encodes 406 amino acids. The record is from RefSeq and is a predicted model, not a curated record. Lineage: Eukaryota; Viridiplantae; Streptophyta; Magnoliopsida; Solanales; Solanaceae. Gene Ontology annotation, molecular function: protein binding.